CAAUCUGCAUCCACUAUACUCACGUCCGCUGCAUGACAUGCGACUCAUCUUCUCUCACACGCCUGUCGUCAACUACCUUCUCACUCAACGCCUCGAUUGUCUCGCUGACUUGCUGCUCACGCUCUCACUGCUACAGGGCAUGAACCCGUAUGUGCGCUUUGAGUAUGGCGACCCCACUGAAGGCACCCGGUGGACCAAGGCUGUCACGCUCGAGAUGUUGGUGAUUGGCCUAAUUGACAACAUCACAGAGCGCUACACCUCCUCCCCCUCCACCCUCCCCACCACCAUCCUCUCCCCGCCUGCUGGAAACACUGGAAGAGUGGCAGACGCGGGGCAAGGAGAGGUGGGGGUGGAUGCAGAGCAUGCUUUGCUGAAUGGAGCCCGGAUCGCACUGCAGGCCCUGCUGGCUUGGCUGGUCAAGAAUCAGAUCAAGGCGGAGGACACGGGGAGCAAAACAGUGGCCAUGUCGCUGCACCUCCCUCUGCACCGCAUUCUCUCCCUCUUCUUCGCCUCCAUCAUACACAUCGCUGCUCACACUGUGCCGGCCACUGCUGGUGGUCCUGCUGCUGGUACUGGCGUUGGCGUUGGCGCUGGUGCUGGUGCUGGUGGUGGUGCUGGUGGUGGUGCCGGUGGCAGUGGUGAUGGGGGUGAUGCGAGUGGCGGGUCAGGGCCAGCAGCAUCAGUGGCUCACUUGCGGCGGCUUCUACCCCUCAAUAUGCGCAGAGAGGUUCUGGCAAUGGCAGAGCACCCACUUCGCCUCUUCGCCUGGAUGGCCCAGAUUCGAGCGCGCGAGUGGCACUACCAGGGCGAGGACCUAAGCAAGCUGGAGAGGGUGUAUCGGGGGGGCUACUGGCCCGCUGCCAUGGACCUCGACCUGCUGCUGCUGCAGCUCGUCUCCCUCUUCUCCUCCGACUCCCCUGCUGCUCUCCUCGCCUCCGCUGUCAAGCACUUCAGUCUUCACGACACCUUCAGCAAAACCAUUCAAUGCGCCUCUGCCAUGUCAUCAGCUUCGUCACCUGCCCCCAGUGCUGACUGGACAGCAGCAGAGCUCAGCCGAUUGGCUGAUCUGCUCAAGCUUGUCCUGCUGAUCCUUCGAGACCCCAAGCACACGGGAUUCUCAGAGGACUAUGUGCUGCGAUACCAUGUCAUUCAGUGGCUGGCAGUGCGCGACCGCACUCACAGCGAUCUCUCCCAGCAACUCGGUUCUUCCCUCGCAAGCCUCCCCCAGCUGAGCGCAGUGUUGCAGGACGUGGCAGAGCAUCAUGUGCCGCGGCGCCUGCAGCAGCGCGGGUACUUCCAGCUGAAACCUGCCUGCUGGGAAGAGUUUGACCCGCUCUUCCCCCACUACUCACUCUCUGAGCUAGAGGAGGCUCAGCCCGCCUGCUGGGGAGAGUUUGACCCGCUCUUUCCCCACUACUCGCUUUCAGAGCUAGAAGAAGCGCAGGUGAGUGCGGACGGUGGGCUCACUCACCAGAUCGCCCCCCACUUUUCCUCCUCAUCUCCACACCCUCCACCCGCUCCCCCUUCUCCUACCCCUCUCCCCAUCCCCUUCCCCACCUCGCUCUCCACCCCCCUCCCCAAUCCCCUCCCCAACCCCUCCCGAGAGCGAGCAGAGAGGCUGGCGCCCAAGGUGCGCUUCUGGCAGGUGAAGUGCCCGCAGCGACACAUGGCGCCGUUUGAUAGGCUGCCAGACAUGGCUCACACCGAGCCAUGCCACAUUGUGGUGCGCUGCGCUGUCGCGUGCGCUGCCCACCUGCUCGCCUCCCGAAACCCAUCCCACAGCACACAAGCAGAAAACAUCGCUCUCCUCGCCACGCAGCUCGUUACACUGGCUGCUACUGAUGCCAGGUCCAUCCCAAGCUGGCUGUGGAAGGAAGCUAUGGUGCUGGGCGCACCAGUCUCCUCCUCCCCUUCCCGGCCUCCCGUGUAUCCCCCCGGCUUAUAUUCGACCAAGAAACCUGGCAGCAGUGGGAGCAGUGGUAGCGGUGGCAGUGGUGGGAGUGGGGGCGGUGGAGAGAGCGAGUGGGAUUCAGAGCGGUUGCAGUCUGUCAGAUCUCGUUCCUCUGCCGCUGCUGCUGAUGAUGAAGACGAUGAUGUUGCCUCAACAGCAGCAGCAGAGGACGAUGUAGCAGCAGCAGUUCUAUCAUGCCUUCCCUCUCCUUUGUUGUCCACAGCACCAUCUGCUGCAGAGAGUGACGAUGCAGCAGCAGCAGCAGUCAUAUCGUGCCUACCCUUUGGUGGGGACGCACGGGGAGCAGCAGGUCUCAAGGACGCCAUAGAGCAUGUGAUCUCGCUGCUCAUGGCCAGACUCGACCUGGUGUCCUCCUGA
Messenger RNA from Closterium sp. Naga37s-1, 2329 nucleotides. The record is from the annotation of a GenBank genome assembly. NCBI's taxonomy places the organism in Eukaryota, Viridiplantae, Streptophyta, Zygnematophyceae, Desmidiales, Closteriaceae.